Gavia stellata (red-throated loon) is the source of this 5744-nucleotide messenger RNA. It is a transcript of the gene FECH, whose product is annotated as ferrochelatase. The transcript has 11 exons. The record is from RefSeq and is a predicted model, not a curated record. Lineage: Eukaryota; Metazoa; Chordata; Aves; Gaviiformes; Gaviidae. Gene Ontology annotation, molecular function: protoporphyrin ferrochelatase activity. Gene Ontology annotation, biological process: heme biosynthetic process. The coding region runs from base 159 to 1214 and encodes 351 amino acids.
CUGCCGGAGCCGGGCGGGCGGCGCGGCACUUUGUAAAAAGCAGCAGUCAGUUGGGGGUCCCGGUACAAUGGAGAGGUCGGGCAACUGCAGCCGCAGUGACAGAAAGCACAAAACCUCAAAUUCAGCCAGAAGUGCGGAAACCUAAAACAGGAAUCUUGAUGUUAAACAUGGGAGGUCCGGAACGGCUGGACGAUGUGCAUGAUUUCUUACUUCGUCUCUUCCUGGACAGAGAUCUAAUGACGCUUCCAGCUCAAAAUAAAUUAGCACCAUUCAUUGCCAAACGCCGCACACCGAAAAUCCAGGAGCAGUACAGCAGGAUUGGAGGUGGAUCACCAAUCAAGAAGUGGACGGCGGUGCAGGGAGAAGGCAUGGUGAAACUGCUGGACAGCAUGUCUCCCCGCACUGCGCCUCACAAAUACUACAUUGGCUUCCGGUACGUCCAUCCUCUGACAGAAGAAGCAAUUGAAGAGAUGGAGAAAGAUGGCAUUGAAAGGGCCAUCGCUUUCACGCAGUACCCACAGUACAGUUGUUCUACCACAGGAAGCAGUUUAAAUGCCAUUUAUCGCUACUACAAUAAAAAAGGGGAGAAGCCGAAGAUGAAGUGGAGUAUAAUUGACCGAUGGCCCACACAUCCCCUUCUUAUUCAGUGCUUCACCGAUCACAUCCAGAAGGAACUGAACCUGUUUCCACCUGACAAAAGGAAAGAUGUCGUCAUCCUCUUCUCGGCUCACUCACUGCCCAUGUCUGUAGUGAACCGUGGUGAUCCGUAUCCUCAAGAAGUGGGAGCUACUGUCCAGAGAGUCAUGGAGAAGCUGAACUACUCCAACCCUUACAGGCUUGUGUGGCAGUCCAAGGUUGGACCAAUGCCUUGGCUUGGUCCACAGACAGAUGAGACCAUUAAAGGACUGUGCCAAAGAGGAAAGAAGAACAUGUUGUUGGUCCCCAUAGCAUUUACAAGUGACCACAUUGAAACACUUUAUGAACUGGAUAUUGAGUAUGCCCAAGUUUUAGCGAAUGAGUGUGGAGUUGAAAAUAUCAGAAGAGCAGAGUCUCUUAACGGAAAUCCACUGUUUUCCAAGGCUCUGGCAGACUUGGUCUGUUCGCAUAUCCAGUUGAAUGAAAUCUGCUCUAGGCAGUUAACCCUCUGCUGUCCGCUCUGUGUAAAUCCCGUCUGCAGGGAGACAAAAGCCUUCUUCACUAACCAACAGCUGUGAUGGGCGGGUCUAGGAGAGCACCACUGGAUCAUACAGGAAAAUUGCGCUGGUGAAGCAGUGCAAAGGAAGGAAAACGCUUGACCAAACUCUUCGCUGUUACAUACUUACAGGCUAGUAGUCUGUGACGUUAACCUCAUGUAACAGUGGGGAGAACUUGACUUUUUUGUUUUGUUUUUUCUUAUGUUUUCUUUGUUUGAGAAGAGUUUGUAGAAAGUAGGGAAAUAAGGGCGUUUAUCCUGUGAGAUGUGAAAAGAUCUCAUUUCAUCUGAUUCUGAUUGGACUUAGCAUGAGCCCAUAAGUACGCACUGAAAAACUUAAAAAAACUUUUCUACAAAUUAACUUCGAUUUCCUAUGCAGGGAUUUAUUUGUAUGCAGUUUUGUCAUGAAUGCAUCAUUUCGGCUUUCCAGGUCAGGCAUACAAUUCUUUGUUUUGUUUAUGCUUAAGGUACAGUAUAAUCAGCAUAGUCACCGAUUGUCUCUUCUGAGAGUGAUUUUUCAGAUGGGUUUGAAGAUCAAGUGACUUCUAAUGCUUUUUAAAUAAUGUGUAUUAUUUUUAGAACAUGAAGAUAAGGCUUUGUUUUGUUUUGUUUUUCUCCUGCCAGAAACUUCCGGUGAAAGCUUAGCUGGGAUAGUAGAACGCACAAGACUUGUUUACAUUUUCUAGAAAAAACACUCUCAUUAUCUGCAGGAAAGCCUCUGCAUUUGAAGAGCUUAAAAUGAAAGGAGUAAGCCUGCGUGGGUGAUGCUGAAGAACAUGCUCAAUUGAAACAAACUGCGUAUGUUUCAAAUCUAGCAGCAUGUAUGGAAACAUGUUGGUUUAUCUUUUAAGCAAAGUGGCUUUUUAAAGUUAUUAAAAAGGGCUUUCUCUAUUUGGUUAAGUAAAUUUAGGAAGUCAGGCUUGCUCUCCAGAAGGUUUAUAGAUCUGCUCUGUGCUUUCUACUGUGCCACAGUGCUGUGGUUUUUGUGGGAUACCUAUGGAGUUCUGUAGGUACAAUUAUCUAGCUUAACUGAUGUUGUUGUUUAAAACAGAUGGGAUAAGUCAGGAGUAAUUUGCAUUGCAGAUGCCUGAGAGCAGGCAGCCCCGCAGGCUGACAGCUGUGUGCUUGUGCAUACCUUUGUCAAAAGCCAGAUUUUGGCUGUUAGAUUUUUGGCACUGAUCGUGGGCUGGGAGUAUGCACUCGUAACCCAGCUAAACUUCUUGCUUGUUUUGGCAGGCAUUUGGGUGCAUCAGGACUGCUGAAUCCACUCCUAAGUAGUGGUAGUUUCGUAGAGUGAAAAACCUUUUUAGGGCAGUAUUCCCUCACUGUGAGCACCAGGACCGGUGUCCAGGUUAGUCUUGGGAUAGGAGGGGGCUUUUCUGAAAGGCUGGUCACCACACAGCAUGUCUGAGCUUGGCACUUGAAGUAGUUCAGGGCAGAAGUACCGCAGCACCUCAGUCAGUGGUCCUCUCGCACAGGGACCUCUCCUCCUGGGUGGGACAAGGGAGGAGCAAAGCUGUGACAGUGUUCUGUGGGACUGAGCCAUAUGUGUAUUAGUCUAGCUGUCAACUUCAUGGGUAUAAAUGUUUACUUUAUGUAAUUAGCACUGAAAUGCCAGUACUUUGGCAAUGCAGGUUGUUUUCUGUAAAUUGAUGAUUCGGCUAAUCGUGAUGUUUGAGAAGCAGAUGCCAUGCUGCUCAGACAGUUUUAUUUGCUUACAUAAUUAUGAGGCAUGAACAGUUUGAACCUCUGAUCUUUCAAGGAUAGGGCUGUUUAAAAGGAAAAUGGGCCUCUGUUUGUAUAACAGGGGUUUAUCUCGUUCUGUUUUAUGUUGAAAGAAUUAAACAUGGGAUGCUAAAGAAAUGAAUGGAUGCUGUGUCAAGCAGCCAGUGGGCCAAGUACUGCCAUGGAGCGAUGUAAAUCCUACUGUACAGCCUUGCUAGGGCCUGUGGCCUAAUACGUCUUGAGAGUUGAUUGACGUGUCUCCACUGCCAUACUGCAGCUUCCGAGUGUGAUUAUGGUGAGACAGACUUAAAUUCCUUCAGUGCCGGAACUUCCUACGUUACUGCUGUCCCUCGUUGCUUUAGCAGAAAGAAGUCUUCCUUGACCCUUCAUGCCUGUGCCUGUUUCAGUGGCAGGGAGCCAGAAGCUGUGGCUUCUGUUCUCCCUUUUUUGCUCCAUUCUUGGUCUCUGCUGGCUGCCUUGGCAGGAGAAAGGAACGCAAAGCUGAUUCCUGCCCUUGCUCAGGUGGAGUAGGUAGGGUCAUCACGUGGGUAUGGAAGGGUGAGAUUUUCAUGGAGAAGCUUUGAAUCAAUGUCAAAAGAAUAAAAAUGUCUGCAAUAUGUCUGAUAAGGGAACGCUGUUACGUCUCUUGUUGGACAAAGAACUUUCUCCGUUCCCAUUUCUCUGCUUGACACUUAUGGGUCAAUGGAAAACAAUCUGUUUUGUAAAAUCUUCCUACUUACACCUCUUUCCUACCAGCUGAAUGCUAUAUUGACCUUCAAAUCCAGGUUGUGGCCAGCACGUUUAGAAGUGUGGCUGAAGCUGGAAAGCAAAGGUUAACUUCAUGUGAACAUUGCAAUACUAUAAAUAUAGAUUGGCUUUUUAUUUCUAUACUGGAGAGAGUACUGAAAAUAUUAGCCGGCACUAAUUAUGAGGCAUUAUGUUUGUCCCCAGUAAUAAAAGGUAUUUAAAAUUCACUUUUUAGUAUGCUAACCACAAGUGAGAUAAUUACUAAGCCUAUUGCUGCUAUUAGACCAUAAUGUAGAAAUGACUUAAUUUUCUAGCUUUUAGCAGAUGGAUCUCGUCUCAUAGAGUUGGUGGAGUUCUUUGUUUUGCUGAACAGAUCAUGUAAUAUCGCUCUGUCCUGCUAUUUAACACACAUUGUUUUGUCUUAGCGCAGCAUCAAAAGUCUGUUGAAAAACUACCUGAGCAAGUCAGCUAGCAGCUCUGCUUAAUACUUCAUAGAAAUCAAAAUAAGAGUGAGACUAAUAACAGUGGGAAUUCUGCUGCCAUUGAAAUCUUCUAAUCCUGGGUUGUCUGUUUGGGAGUGUUUCUGACUAUGCUAACUAACAGUGGAAUUCAUUUGACCUUACUUUAGAUGCUUCCGAUCUACAUGGUGACAUCCGAGCUGGUCUCCUAGGUACUAUUUAUGGUCAAAAGAUUGUUCUAAUACGUGUUUCUGAGAAAUUAUUCAUCUCUCAAAGCAGAUGUCCACAACGGGUUGGAUGAGUUUCACUCUGUUGCUGCCUCUGACCAUGAAGGGAGCGUGGUGCGCUAACUCAGAGGCAGUUCGCUGUGUUGCACAUCUCUAACAUGAGGAGAGAUGAAUCCCAUCCAUUUAUGUGCCUUCUUCAGCACUCUGCCAGUGAUGUGUAGCCGCUGCAUUUGGGAAAUUGCAGUCUUAAUCCUACAGUUAUGCAUUCAGUUUGUCCCUCUGGCAGAUUUUAAACAUUUGGUGCUACUAACGCAGGACCCAGUCUCGUCAGAUCCUGAGCACUUUCUGCUCUGGUUGAAUUGACUUGAGCAUACGGAAGUGUCAGCAUCUGGGAGACUCUAGUCCUCGGACAAUAAUCUAGUUUGAUUUUUUCACUAUCAAUUACAGUCCUUUUGCAGUACUUUAUUUCAUUUGCAAGUGUUUAGCAUUUACAUAUGCCCUGACAAAAAGCAACCAGUUGGAAGUGAGCUUAAGCGACGUGCUGAGGCAGGGUUGUAUCCCAAGAUUUCGUUGGUAAGAGCCAGAGUCCUCGGGCAGUCCUUGAGUCCUUGAGCAGUGAGGGGGCUUCGGGACAGUGCGGUGUCGCUGUCCCCUUGCCCAGGCUGCUCAGUCUUACUCCGGCCCUGCAGGCUGACAGACAGCUGCACUGCUGAGACUGCACCUGAGCGGGGGAAUGAGUGCUGGGGAGUGAAAUCUUCGCACCAGUGCUCCCAGUGCCGAGGACCUGAGGAUAUUGAUUGAAAAACAGAGGAGUUCAGGACCAGGGCCCUUGGUGUCCCAAGGAAAGAAGUGGGAAGUAAAGGUGUUCGCACAUAGAAUGUUUUGAAGAAUUUGCUCAUGAUUAGGCUGUUCUCCUGAUUUAACUCUCUGCAAUUUUGCUUUUGUUUAGUUGAAGUUUUUCUCUUUUGGAGUUUAUAAAAUUUCCCUUACUACUGGCUGCAUUUUAGAAAAUGUGAUAGCUUCCAAAAGUGGUGCUGUAAUAUUAAAAGGUGUGUGGAUAGUGUCUGUGAGCUAACCUCCUGCUCCCCCUGGAGAAGAGGAUGUUACAGAUGAGUUCAGUGGGGCCGGGAUUUUCCUAGGAAUAUCUAAAAGCUCACUUUAUUUUCCCUUUCUACCACACCCAGAGAGCUGGAAAUCAAUAUGAAGUGUAAGAUGCAAGAGAGAGAGAAGUUCCUUUUGUUUUUUAAUGCCAGAUGUGUACAAAUACUUGCUUUUAGUCCAACGUAUGUAUUUCAGAUUGAACAAGGACUUCCAUUUAAUGUAACACAGAAAAUUUAUAUAAUCCUACUGUGUAUCAUUUGCCAUAAAGAUGGAAUUUCAAUUAAAUUUUUUUGG